Molecule: messenger RNA, 846 nt
Organism: Oncorhynchus kisutch (coho salmon)
Lineage: Eukaryota; Metazoa; Chordata; Actinopteri; Salmoniformes; Salmonidae
Product: sperm acrosomal protein FSA-ACR.1-like
Exons: 2
Coding region: 1-846 (281 amino acids)
Source: RefSeq, a predicted model, not a curated record
AUGCACUCGGAGCAUGAGAGUACGGAGCAUGAGAGUACGGAGCAUGAGAGUGCGGAGCAUGGUAGUGCGGAGCAUGAGAGUGCGGAGCAUGAGAGUGCGGAGCAUGAGAGUAUGGAGCAUGAGAGUGCGGAGCAUGAGAGUAUGGAGCAUGAGAGUGCGAAGCAUGAGAGUGCGGAGAAUGAGAGUGCGGAGCAUGAGAGUGCUGAGCAUGAGAGUGCGGAGCAUGAGAGUAUGGAGCAUGAGAGUGCGAAGCAUGAGAGUGCGGAGAAUGAGAGUGCGGAGCAUGAGAGUGCGGAGCAUGGUAGUGCGGAGCAUGAGAGUACGGAGCAUGAGAGUGCGGAGCAUGAGAGUACGGAGCAUGAGAGUGCGGAGCAUGGUAGUGCGGAGCAUGAGAGUGCGGAGCAUGAGAGUGCGGAGAAUGAGAGUACGGAGCAUGAGAGUGCGGAGCAUGAGAGUGCGGAGCAUGAGAGUGCAGAGCAUGGUAGUGCGGAGCAUGAGAGUGCGGAGCAUGGUAGUGUGGAGCAUGAGAGUACGGAGCAUGAGAGUGCGGAGCAUGAGAGUGCGGAGCAUGAGAGUGCGGAGCAUGGUAGUGCGGAGCAUGGUAGUGCGGAGCAUGAGAGUGCAGAGCAUGAGAGUACGGAGCAUGAGAGUACGGAACAUGAGAGUGCGGAGCAUGAGAGUGCGGAGCAUGAGAGUGCGGAGCAUGAGAGUGCGGAGCAUGGUAGUGCGGAGCAUGAGAGUGCGGAGCAUGAGAGUGCGGAGCAUGGUAGUGCGGAGCAUGGUAGUGCGGAGCAUGAGAGUGCGGAGCAUGGUAGUGCGGAGCAUGGUAGUGCGGAGCAUGGUUAA